This is a messenger RNA of Coregonus clupeaformis (lake whitefish), 4282 nucleotides long. RefSeq names its product volume-regulated anion channel subunit LRRC8A-like. Gene Ontology annotation, molecular function: protein binding. Lineage: Eukaryota; Metazoa; Chordata; Actinopteri; Salmoniformes; Salmonidae. The record is from RefSeq and is a predicted model, not a curated record. Bases 110 to 2497 code for a protein of 795 amino acids. The transcript is spliced from 3 exons.
AUGGUUAGUGUGAACCUGAUCAUUGCCCCUCUGUGAAGCAAUAAGCAAUGUAUCAAUUAUGUGCGGAAGAGGAGAAAGACAGUUACCGUAACAAAUUAGGUAAACCAUCAUGAUCCCCAUCACAGAGCUCCGAUACUUUGCUGACACCCAGCCGGCGUACCGCAUCCUGAAGCCAUGGUGGGACGUCUUCACAGACUACAUCUCCAUUGUCAUGCUCAUGAUCGCCGUGUUUGGGGGCACACUACAGGUAACCCAGGACAAGAUGAUCUGCCUGCCCUGCAAGUGGGUGGUCAACAAAUCCUGUGAGUACCUCAAUAUGAGCUUCCGUGACUCCUUUGACUCAGAGCCAAAAGGCAUCCAGUAUGACCUCGACCGGCACCAGUACAACUACAUUGACGCGGUCUGCUAUGAGAACAAGCUGCACUGGUUCGCCAAGUACUUCCCCUACCUGGUGCUACUGCACACCCUCAUCUUCCUGGCCUGCAGUAACUUCUGGUUCAAGUUCCCCCGGACUAGCUCCAAACUGGAGCACUUUGUGUCCAUCCUGCUCAAGUGUUUUGACUCGCCCUGGACCACCAGGGCUCUGUCUGAGACGGUAGUGGAGGAGAGUGACCCCAAGCCUCUGGGGAAGAUGAACGGUACCAUGGACAAGAAGGCGUCAUGCAUCAGCGAGGAUGUGGAGGCCAGCGAGCCCAUGCUCCAAAGGACCAAGUCCCGCAUCGAGCAGGGCAUUGUUGACCGCUCCGACACAGGUGUCCUGGACAAGAAGGAAGGCGAGCAGGCCAAAGCUCUUUUCGAGAAGGUCAAGAAGUUCCGGAUCCACGUCGAAGAAGGGGACAUCGUCUACCGGCUCUACAUCCGCCAGACCAUCAUCAAAGUCAUAAAGUUCAUCCUGAUCAUCUGCUACACGGCCUACUAUGUGCACUACAUCAAGUUCAGUGUGAUCUGCACAGUGGACAUUGAGAAGCUGACGGGCUAUAGGAUGUACCACUGUGCUCACCCCCUGGCCACGCUCUUCAAGAUCCUGGCCUGUUUCUAUAUCAGCCUGGUGGGGAUUUACGGUCUCAUCUGCAUGUACACCCUCUGCUGGAUGCUCAGCCGCUCGCUUAAGCGCUACUCCUUUGAGUCGAUCCGCGAGGAGAGCAGGUACAGCGACAUACCCGAUGUGAAAAACGACUUUGCCUUCAUGUUGCAUAUGAUCGACCAGUAUGACCCGCUCUACUCCAAACGCUUUGCUGUCUUCCUGUCGGAGGUUAGCGAGAACAAACUGCGUCAGCUGAACCUCAACAACGAGUGGACGCUGGACAAGCUGCGGCAACGCAUCACCAAGAACUCCCAAGAGAAACUGGAGCUGCACUUGUUCAUGCUUAACGGAAUCCCUGAAACUGUGUUUGACCUAAUAGAACUGGAGGUGCUCAAGCUGGAGCUCAUCCCUGAUGUCACCAUCCCCCCCAUCAUUGCCCAGCUAGUCAGCCUGAGAGAGAUGUGGCUCUACCACACACCGGCAAAAAUUGAGGCCCCAGCUUUGGCCUUUCUGAGGGAGAACCUUAAGUCCCUCCACAUCAAGUUCACCGACAUCAAGGAGAUCCCUCUAUGGAUCUACAGCCUGAAGAACCUGAGCGAGCUGCACCUCACAGGGAACCUGAGCGCAGAGAACAACCGCUACAUUGUCAUCGACGGGCUACGAGAGCUCAAGAGGCUCAAAGUGCUCCGUCUGAAGAGUAACCUGACCAAGCUGCCUCAGGUGGUGACGGACGUUGGGGUCCACCUCCAGAAGCUGUCAAUCAACAACGAGGGCACCAAGCUGAUGGUGCUCAACAGCCUGAAGAAGAUGGUAAACCUGACAGAGCUGGAGCUGUUGCGCUGCGACCUGGAACGCAUCCCACACUCCAUUUUCAGCCUGCACAACCUGCAGGAGAUCGACCUGAAGGACAACAACCUCAAGACCAUCGAGGAGAUCAUCAGCUUCCAGCACCUGCACCGUCUGGUAAGCUUGAAGCUGUGGUACAACCAGAUCGCCUAUAUCCCCAUCCAGAUCGGCACCUUGACGAACAUGGAGAGGCUCUACCUAAACCGCAACAAGAUCGAGAAGAUCCCGGGCCAGCUCUUCUACUGCCGCAAACUACGCUUCCUGGACCUGAGUCACAACAACCUGACCAGUAUACAUGCCGACGUGGGCUUCCUCCAGAACCUGCAGUACUUUGCUGUGACAGCCAACAGGAUCGAAUCCCUCCCGCCGGAUCUGUUCCAGUGCAAGAAGCUGCGCACCCUUAACCUGGGCAACAACUGCCUGCAGACUCUGCCCUCGCGCUUCGGCGAGCUGACUGGCCUAACCCAGCUGGAACUACGGGGGAACCGUCUGGAGUGCCUGCCCGUGGAGCUGGGCGAGUGCAGGCUGCUGAAGAGGAGCGGCCUGGUGGUGGAGGAGGACCUCUUUAACACCCUGCCCCUCGAGGUCAAAGAGCAGUUGUGGAGGGCCGACAAAGAGCCAGUCUGAGGAGAGACCCCAGAGAGCCUAAGGAGAGGAGGAAAGCUGGAGAGAGGAAGGGGUAUUGGGCAGUGGAGGAUGAUGUCACUUUAAAUCGGAAGCCAUCCUCCUAUUUCUCCCUCCACCAGCCUUCACUGGUAUCGGGAAGGAGAAAGGGGUGAGAGGUGUCCAUAUUUCUGGACGUACGUUUAGAGAAGGAUGGUUGGUUGGUGUCUUGGCUUUACUGGCUGAAUUUGUUUUUUUAGGGUCACAAGAUGCUCUUUAACAGACUACCAAACCUCUCUGAGAUCGAGGCACUUUUUUAGUACAGAGUCGUCUCAGUAUAGACAGAGACCACAAAGGAACAAGGAGUUACAAAGCCAUGCAGUACCCCCAUGGUGUCCCCAUGUGGGGAAGAUAAAAACACACACACACUCCUUGAACUCAGAAAAAUAGUUCAAUACAGCCAAAGCAGGGCCCUGUUCAUUAGCCACCAAAUGGAAGAAAAUGGUCUGGAACAGGGAGGGACAAUCAAUAAGAAACACUAAUUUUUGUUUUCUGUUGCUAAACGUUUGUUAGUGUGUGCCCUAAUGAAAAUUACCCAGAUCCUUGCACUCCAAAACUGUUACCAUGGAUACGGCAUUGGCUUAUACAGUACACAUUUGUGCAAUAUAUUCUGCCGGAAUAUCGAAGAAGAGACACUUUUAUCGAAGGGACUUGGAGUAAACAACAUCAUUUAGAGGGAAAUUGCCACCACAGGUGAUUCCUUCAAGACCAGCCAGGCAACUCAUGUUACUAAUAUGGCCUUACCUUUUGGGUGCUGUACUGUACGUCCCAAAUUGUGUGUGUGAUUAAAACCAUAAUAUUAAUGAUUUUGCUAAAUAUGCAGACAAAUGUAUAGCUGUUGUAAAAUUGUUUCGAGCAUAGGCAUUGAGAUGGGAUUAUUAUUCUCACCAACUGUCCCAAGUUAUUUUAAAAGGAGAGGGAAGCCUCACUUUGAAGGAAAGGGAGAGGAAUUCAUCUUUGUUCACACAAUCAUUUUCAUUUAACAUUUUUACUACAUGUAAUUUCCCUUUUUUGCGCAAUGUUAUUUACCAAUGAAAACCCUCCAGCUGGGUGUUUUGAAUCUAGCUCUGUUCUGAAAAGGUCUCCGUUUUGGAUUUGUUAGUAAAGGCUAGCGCCCAGCUGUAAAUGGAUGGAGCAACGCUCACAGAGUAGGAGUGCAUCAGAAAGGAGCAAACGAUCCCAGAGCAAAGGCUCGCUGGUCGAGACCAAUGAUGUAUAUAAACCUUUGAUUGCUGAUGCUAAAAGAUAAUUGGACAAAGUAUACUUUAAGGAAAAUGUUUUUAUAAUUGUUUUCAUUUUGUAUUUGUAUGUUUAGCGCAAAUAAUAUAAUUUAAAAUUAUGCAUUAUGGUGUACCAAGAUGGAGGCAUGGUGGCUUCAACUUUAGUGCCCCCAAUUAGUAAUCUAGUGUGUAUAUAAAUCAUUUGUUGAGAUCAAUGAUCUAUAUAAACCCUGGAUUGCUGAUGCUAUGUAUUGGCCAUUGAGAGGCUUGGAAGCUACCGGUCGGCCAUAUUGUCACUCCCCAGUAGGAGCAGUCCUCCAUAGGAAUGCAUGGAAUUCUAUAGUAUUUCAGUUAAAUGUUUCAACUACAAAAUUGCAUGUAUUUAAUUAUUUUGUUGUUGUAGUAGGGACCGUAACAUUAAUUUAAAAAAUGGUACUUAACAUUAUUUAUCUCAAAAAAAAAUUAUACUUUAAGGAAAAUGUGUUUCUUUUUUCAUUUUCUAUUUGUAUGUUUAGCUCACAUAAAAGUA